UGUCAAAUGAACAAUUGGUUAAGGGUGGUUUAAGUAUGCUUUAUCAAACUCCUCAUUUGAGAAGACAUGUACCCCCUUAUCUUUUCCAGCAAUAUAUCAAACUAAUGUUUUAGGCACAUACAUUCUUGAGGGACAGUCUGAACAAAGAGGAGCUUAAAGGACUUUUAAAGUGCACUCUAGGCCCACUGCUCUACACUUGCCGGGAUGUCCCGGGACACCUUUGCCUUUACCUCUGCCUCUCUACGCUCCUUGAGGCUGGAGCAAGAGCUUCAGGACUGGGAAGAUGCCAGACGGGCACUGGCACACAGGAGGGCUAUGACCAGGCGCCCGCUGCCUGCAGCCCCCAGACUUUGGCAUGGAAAUGAGAGGAUCCAGACAGUCCGUGCUCCUCCACCCCAAAUACAGUGCAGAGACCCAGCAAUCCAUGAGAUCUUCAUGUGUGGAGAUAUGAAAAAAGUGUAUACUGUCCUCAAAGAACCAGGCAUGGUCAACGCAUUGAUGGAGACCGUUCAUGAGGAGAUGGUGUGGGCCCCAGAAAUGGGAAUGUGGACUCUUAUCUCGAAGGUUAAGCAGACAUCUGCACUGCGUCUGGCUGCCAGCAGAGGCCACUCUGGCUGUGUUGAGGAGCUGUUGUUUCGGGAAGCAGAGGUGGAUGCAGACCCGGGCGGGCGUACAGCUUUACACGAUGCCUGCUCAGGUGGCCAUCACGUCUGUGUGCGCCUGCUCCUGGACCACGGGGCUGACCCGGACCUGCUCACUGUUGAUGGCAAUGCCCCACUGCACCUCUGCAAUGCAGCAGAAACAUAUGAGUGUGCUGAGCACUUGGUGACCAGUGGUGCGCUGGUGAACGUGUCCCAGCGAGAUUCAUUUCUCACCCCCCUUCACGUGGCCUGCAGGAGAGGACUGGAGGACCAUGUUGAGCUCUACCUGUCCUACGGUGGAGAUGUAACAGCUAAGAGCCAAGAGGGUGAAACGCCCCUGAACGCAGCCUGCGCUGGGGCAGAGCGACCAGAAGACGCAGGACGGUAUCUGCGUAUUGUCCAGAGGCUGUUAGCGGCUGGGGCUGACGCGCAAACUGCAGGGAGAAAAAAGCACACAGCCCUGCAUAACGCCUGUGGAAACUGUUGCCCACGCAUAGUUAAACUGCUGCUGAAACAUGGGGCUCAUGCAGACGUAGCUAACUGUGCCGGAUACACACCUAUGGACUGCCUGCUGCAGGUAGUAGAGGAUUACCCAGACCAGCAGCCGGAGAUUGUGGCUCAGUCUCUGCUCAACUAUGGAGCACGUCCCCCUAUUCCUAGAAUGCUGAAACUUUGCCUUCUCUCUCCUGCCACCCUGGAGGUAAUGCUGAACUGUUUUGCAGUCGUGCCAGCAUGUGAGGAGUGGUUACAGGACAUACCUGAGGAGCUACUCAAGGAACAUGAGACUUUCUUCGAUGCAGUCAGGCGGAUGAGCGGUCAGCCGCGCUCUUUGCAGCACCUCUGCCGCUGUUCACUCCGCCGCCACCUGGGGUCGCUGUGUCACUUUGCGAUAGACCAGCUGAACAUACCCAGUGCUUUGAAAGAUUAUUUGCUGCUGAGACAAAAUGAUGGGCAACUCCGUUGACUGUUGUAGAGAAAAAAUAACGGCAGAGUACAGAAACAGUGGACUUGUAUUUUACAAGCUAUAUGUCAUCUGUUAACACAAUUAGACAUAAAUUAAAAUGGUUUUAUACUUCACAUGACACCUCUUGACAGUACAGUAUUAUUUUAAUGUAAGAAUGUAUUGUGCAAAUAUAGUAAUUUUAAACACCUGUUUUUAGGUGGAAGAAAAAUGCUUCUGUAAUAAAUGAGCAUCAACUUCUGUGUCUUUGAAACAGUGUGUCAGUGUUUUCCUGCAUGACUAUUAAACUGCUUGCUGUCUGAAUUGAAUGUAAUGAGUUAAAGUUGAAGUAUUUAACUUUUUCAGUGUUAAAAUGCUUUCUUUUAUCCCAGCCAAAUACGCAUAAGUACUAUAAGUAAGCCGUUCAUAGGUUAAUUUUCUCGAAAACUGUGUCUCUGUGGCACUAUAAAAAUUCCUGUUUGUUUUUAGACCCCACCCAACAAUGUUACUCAACCAAUGGCAUGAGUUGGAGGCGGGACUAUCUGACUGUUUGAACAACAGAAGACGAUGGGCGUAUUCGGAAAGCUGUUUUGAAAAUAUUAUUUAUUUUUGCAAUUCCGUUCCCUGACGCUAGUGUCGCAGAAAUUACAUCAGCUUUAAAAGGGCUUUGGACAGUUCCAUUGCAUUGUCUUCACUGGCUGCUUGCAAAAACAAACAUACUGAAAUGACCACUGAAGUACAGAGUGACCAAACAAACAAGACAAAAAAAAUCGGGACGUACUAGGGAACUCAUCAAGCCUGAUGCUUUGACACUGUCUCUGCCAUCCAAAAGUGCACUAAAAACAGUAAGCCUCAAAGAAUCAAAUAACCACAAAAUCAUCUUUUUCAUUACUUAUUUUCUGCAUUUCUGUCAUUUCAGCAAGGUGUGAAAUCUUUGGAUAGUGAUAUUACAGGAUGCUCUUGUAUUUGUUGUUGUCACCUUUUAGUUAUUUGUUAUGUGGUGAUUUUUGAGAGCUCAUAUUAUACUUAAUAAGCUGUUUUUGGUUGACAUCGUUAUUGUGGUUUGUGGGUCCUAUUGAUGUCCACAUGCAUCUGUAAAUGAUAUUUAAUGAUUAAUUAAAUUCAUAAACAUUUGAGAUGCUGUUUUCACAUAGUGAUUUUUCUCAGUUUAUUUGACAUUAUUUGUUAAAUAGAGUAGGUUUCAAACUGGUUAUGCCUCAUCACAUUAUUUGUUAAAUAGAGUAGGUU
This is a messenger RNA of Myxocyprinus asiaticus (Chinese sucker), 2829 nucleotides long. Its product is annotated as ankyrin repeat and SOCS box protein 16-like. The transcript has 8 exons. Gene Ontology annotation, molecular function: transcription cis-regulatory region binding; protein binding. NCBI's taxonomy places the organism in Eukaryota, Metazoa, Chordata, Actinopteri, Cypriniformes, Catostomidae. Gene Ontology annotation, cellular component: nucleus. The record is from RefSeq and is a predicted model, not a curated record. Gene Ontology annotation, biological process: positive regulation of transcription by RNA polymerase II; intracellular signal transduction. Bases 205 to 1605 code for a protein of 466 amino acids.